AUGUAUGAAUUGUUGUUACAUGCUGGCGUGCCGGAGAGGAGGUAUGGGAGGGUCAAGCAGACGCUUAUGGCGAUAACGGGGAUGGUUGGGGUGGAGUAUGCCGAGCACGUACUUGUGUUUCAGAAACAUGGUGAAGCUACGGCGCCAGCACCGGCUCCUGGGACCUUGAAGCGGCAGAGACAAGGAGAUGUCAUGAAGGCAAAUGUGCUCAUGCGUCUGGUGGCCGAGGUUGACCAUGGCCCUGAUCCAAGUCGGCCGGCACAUGAGGCAAAGGCUGCUCAGAGAUGGUCCACAUACCUCAUCGACACCCCAGAACCUGGCGACGACCGCCAAGUAACGCAGCGCACCUCAUUCACGACUCCACUCCCCGGCAUGGAUCAAGAACAAGCACAAAAGCAUCUUGAAGCGCAAGGCUAUACAUAUUCCUACGAUUAUGUCAUGAAGUCCGAGAGGUACACUUAUCGAUAUAUCCAGAUAUCUCUUCAACGGUUCUAUAAGCACGGCGAGGAGGAGCCAUUGAGCAAUGAUUGUCUGAUGGCAGCGUUGAUCCGGGUGGAGGACAGUGCAAAUGGCAUGCGAGAAGCUACAGAGAUGCUGAAGCAGCUGAGAGCGGAUUUACGAGGCGUGUGUGACCUAGAGGUUGUUGCAAGGGAUUGGCUGGACGUGAGAGUGCGAUGA
Saitoella complicata NRRL Y-17804 is the source of this 678-nucleotide messenger RNA. RefSeq lists its product as uncharacterized. The record is from RefSeq and is a predicted model, not a curated record. Lineage: Eukaryota; Fungi; Ascomycota; Saitoellomycetes; Saitoellales; Saitoellaceae. Gene Ontology annotation, molecular function: transcription coregulator activity. The transcript is spliced from 3 exons. Gene Ontology annotation, biological process: termination of RNA polymerase II transcription; regulation of transcription by RNA polymerase II. The coding region runs from base 1 to 678 and encodes 225 amino acids. Gene Ontology annotation, cellular component: mediator complex; core mediator complex.